This is a messenger RNA of Pomacea canaliculata, 3920 nucleotides long. RefSeq names its product protein phosphatase inhibitor 2-like. The coding region runs from base 39 to 782 and encodes 247 amino acids. The transcript has 4 exons. NCBI's taxonomy places the organism in Eukaryota, Metazoa, Mollusca, Gastropoda, Architaenioglossa, Ampullariidae. The record is from RefSeq and is a predicted model, not a curated record. Gene Ontology annotation, biological process: regulation of signal transduction. Gene Ontology annotation, molecular function: protein phosphatase inhibitor activity.
UGCUAUAAGUCAUUUAUAAAAAGCAAAAACUAAGAAAUAUGCGUAUUGGCCAUCCAAAUUCUUACUGGCGAAAUUCGAACAGUGAUUUCCAUGUCCGUUGUACGGCAAUAAUCGCCAAGUGUGUGAUAAUACGCAGAUGUUGCAGCCAAUGGCAGGACGGCUUACAAACACUUCACACAUUUUCGAGAAAAAUGGCUUCCGAACGGGACAAGAAGCCGAUCAAAGGCAUUUUAAAACACACAUCUAGUCUUGAUAAACCCCCCCGAAGAGAGGUGGAAUGGGAUGAAAUGAACAUCUUGGCAACACAUCAUCCACCUGAUAAAGAUUAUGGACAUAUUAAAAUUGACGAGCCACCAACACCUUACAAUAAGUGCUCUGAUGCAGAAGAUGACGAGACUGAUGAGCAGGAGCAAGGUUUGUCACGUCGAGGCAGUUCAGGCAAUGUUGAGAAACUGGACCCAGAAGUCUUAGCAUCUAGGUUAGCAGAGGGCUGCAAAAAGUCUGCUCAUCUGCCUCCAGAAGAGGAGUCAUCAGAAGAUGAAAAUGAAACUGAGGAAGAGCGGGCAAAGCGGAAGAUGUUUGAGAUGAAGCGAAAGCUUCAUUACAAUGAGUUUGCAGCUGUGCAGCUGGCAAAGAAACUGAUGUCAGAGGAGGAGGAUGAGGAAGAUACUACCUCUAACAAUACACAAGGGGCAGCGCUCCUCGACACCGCCACCUGCUCCUCCAGCAAGAUGGAUGCAGGUGUUGUAAAUGAUGUAAGCAUGACUGGAGAGGGGGAUUAAGCUAGUGGACACGCCUGCAAGAGCCUGUGAAGCUGUCAGCAAAGUCUGGCGAUAUGUUGGUCACAGAAACGAUACAUUGGCAGAACUAACCUGCCCUUUAAAUUUCGUUAUUAGAAUCUGCCAUCCCAGAGAUUUCUUCUGUGCCCAACUGCCCCAGACAAUCUUCAGAAUAUCUGUGGAUAUUUUAUGUGGUGAAGCAAAACAUCAGAAUCCUCUAGAAUUAGUGUGGAGCAAGGUAAUAUCAGCUUCAGGUUUUGAUUUCAAAGCAUGCUCCUGCUCCCCCUCUUUCUGAAAAAAGUGUUUAGUUAAACGAAAGCUAUGUACACAACAGGAAUGAAGGGGGAGAUAUGGUAAAACACCCUCAAGCCACAAUUAGAACUAUUAUUAGUGAUUGCCUCCCUUAUAAAUCACACAAUCCAUGUGCAUAAAACGAUGCAUGUUUUAAGGAAUGUGUGCACAUGCAUACACUCACAAACACAUGUAUACAUACACAGACAGAAAUGCGUGCGCACGAAUAUCCAUGCACAUACCAUCUGCAGCUAACAAUGCACUGGGGGUUGUGAGAUGACCCUAGCUCAAUACCUGAAGUUGGUGUAUGAUCAGUUUGCUUCCAGCAACUGCCUUGUCUGCUACAGUGUUUCUGGCCCUGACCUUGCAAAGACAAUGACCCUACAGUGCUUCAGCCCUAUUUUCCCAUCAGACAAUGUUUAGUACGGUGUGUUGUUUCAUCCCACUGAGAGUGGAUAUAGAUGUGUGUUGUGUCAGUAUGCAGACAGGACUUGAUACAAAAUAAAUUUGGAUGACAAAAUGAGUGCUGCGAGCAGUUCUUGUUGAAACCUUUUCUCCCACCUCAGUCAGGUGCAUGUGCACUUAUCGUUUGUUAAUUUAAUAGCACUCAUUCCUUGCAGACCCAAGGGUUGUUUUACUGAGGUUAUGGAAACAUGUAUUUAUGGUACCAGCGAUGUACUGGAUUUUUUUUUUUCAAGAUUUCUGAGAUAUGUCUGUGUCUGUAAAUUUGUGUUUGUCAUUUAGACGGAAAAAUUAUUUUGAUAAACUGGAAUAUCAUUAACCUGUGAUGAUCUUGUUGUGCUACUUAAAUGACUUUUAUCUACAUUAGUAGUUUCCCUGGUUUUGUUUUUUGAGGGAGUUAGCCUCAUGCAUGUGGCCACCUUCUCACUAUGACUUUUCUUCAAUCCUAAAUGAUCUAGAUCAGGGCUUUUUUGUUUGAUUUUUGCGUAAACCAGUAAGGCUUUCAGCAUUGACGUGUUUGAACUUUUUUCUUUUUUAGGUAUUCUGCUUUGAGAGAAUGAUGGUACUAAUAGAAGAUAAAAUGUUAAACUAGCACUAGAUCAGAUGUUACUGUGUAACCAAAGUUGUCUGCAACAGAGGCAGUUAACAAAGAAAUCGAGUCACAGCUAGAAGUAGUCAAGGUUGAUGGCAGUAGUUUUUGUGCCAAAUCUUCAUACUACCUGACAUCUCCUCUCACCCCUGACACAGUCCCGUUUGUGAAGUGACCAGUAAGAUAGGUGCUUGAUUAAUGGUUUUGCUGUCAGUUGAUUGUAAUUGUGAGAUGAUGUGGAAUGUAAGUAUUCUCUUUUGGUUAUUUUUUUUGCAUAAACCUGAAAAGAUCCAUUGCCAUUGGCCCUUGCACCUCACCUGGGAUGCUGUCAUUAUGUCAUUAAUACUGUGAUCAAAAGAAAAUUUGUGUAUUAUGGUACACAAGCCUGGUUAAUGGUUUGUUGUAAAAGGAGCAUUUAAUCAGUGUUUUAAGAGAUUCAGUAAAUCAGGUAACAGAACCUGUUGUGAAAUUUUUCUAUUUGUAAUGUUGUUUUAAAAAUAUACUGUGUAACAUGGGCACUGCACUUUCAUGAGCAGAACUGACCAAGUUCCUCAGCUGAUUUGAUCCUUGCUGGAAGAGCUAGCUACAAGCAGUAGCCAGGCAUGACCAACUGCCGAAAGAGAGAGAGGAAAGAAGAUGGGGAAAGGUGUAAUUUUGUAGGUUUAUGGUUUUAUGAAUAGUGCUAUUGAAAAGGAGACAUUGUUGAUAAGAGCUUAUUACAUCCAGUGAUUAAGGAUGUGACUUGAGGGCUAGGCACUGCCAUUGUAACUGUUGUUAAAUCAUGGCAUUUCACAUUGUAAAGACACAAUACACAGACAAAAUAAGGAAGGUUAUCAGAAUCAUUUUACGUGUAAACUCACUAUGUGUGGCUUCUUGCAUAAAACAGUUCAAAGUGUGGAUGCCUGCAUGUGUCAGUAAAGUAUGUGUCGUGCAGUGUCACAAUUUAGUUAAAGCCAGUAAUAGCAUGUUCCUGACCUCAGUCCCUUGUACCUUUUUUUUUUUUUUUUUAAAUUUCAUGAGAAAGAAUGGCAACUGCAUAUUUGUUCCUGUCUGUGCACACAUGCUAAUGUUUGUGUACAUCAGAUGUAUUUCUAUAAAGCAGUUCUCCAAAUGAAAGUGGAAAAUGAGAUUUUUAAUAUUUUUUAUAGGAUGCAAGAGAAACUUACCUCUUGUAUCAUUUCUCUUGAUGUCCCAUUCAACUGCUUCAAGGUUGGAAGAACUAUAUGAAGAACUAUAUCAUUUCCAUUUAAGUUAGUCACCUGGAAUAGCUUUAAGCUGUCAUUGUUUGAUGUUUUCCUUUUAUUUUAACUUUGGUUUGGUGCUUAAACUGCAUACAGGCUUUCAUGCAUUAUCACCCGCAAGCUUGUAACAUUUAGACUCAUCACAACUUUUAGUCCGAUUCUAAAGUGGGUGUAGGUUGUAUUACCUGUUGUAUUAUUUGUAAAAGUUUAGUGUCUGUAUCGACAUUCUCACUAACAGAAAACCCAUUUGUUGGACAUUACUGAAAGAUAGUGCAACAAUAAGGCUUUCAGUUAUAUUGGUAUAUUGUUGAGAAGUACUCAGAAAGUUACAAUAUCUGCUUCAUCAACUUUAACACCAGUCCAGCCAGUAGUGUUAUAUGGAAGAUAUAUGAUUUUUUCAUUGUUAAAGAUUUUUGCAGACUUUUUUCCCCCUUGUUGAAUAAAGCAUGACAUGUGUGCAUGCCUCCAUGUAUGUUAACAUAAACUUUGGAAACUCCACAGUGGCAACUGUGUUAAUUUAAAGCUGUAGCAAAUUAAAUGCCAUGAGUUUUGUUUCAA